Messenger RNA from Yamadazyma tenuis ATCC 10573, 5307 nucleotides. RefSeq names its product Gsl1p (gene GSL1). Gene Ontology annotation, molecular function: 1,3-beta-D-glucan synthase activity. Gene Ontology annotation, biological process: fungal-type cell wall polysaccharide biosynthetic process; (1->3)-beta-D-glucan biosynthetic process. The record is from RefSeq and is a predicted model, not a curated record. Gene Ontology annotation, cellular component: 1,3-beta-D-glucan synthase complex; plasma membrane. NCBI's taxonomy places the organism in Eukaryota, Fungi, Ascomycota, Pichiomycetes, Serinales, Debaryomycetaceae.
AUGUCUACAGAUAACAACUAUGACACCUGCGAACCCACUACAUCAGAAGCACUCAGUGACUAUCAGCUUUUUCAGGACUUCAACGUUCCACUCACCGCUUCCCACUCUGUGAAGGAAGAUUUGUUUCUGGUGCAAGCUUAUCCUUCCUGGUGUCCUGAAAAUGGAGCACAACUUUCCCAAGAGGAUAUCAAACUGAUAUUUUUCAAGUUGAAAGCAGUAUUUGGGUUCCAGACUGACAGCUGCGAGAACAUGUUUGAGUUUUUUAUGACUCAGGUGGACUCGAGAUCAAGUCGAAUGCCAUGUUCUCAGGCACUUCUAUCACUUCAUUCAGACUACAUUGGAGGCAACAGAUCCAACUACAAGAAGUGGUACUUUAUGGCUCACCUUGAGUUGGAUGAAGGGAUUACCACGUCCAAUAUUUGGAAGAACUACUCCAAGUAUGCUAGGAAAUCGAACAGAAAUAAGCUCACGAAUAUGAAUAAUGAGAACAGUAUGCUUGGAUUAGAGAUCAAGUGGAAGACAAAAAUGCUGAAAUUAUCAGAAGCAGAUUGUGUGACUCAGGUUGCAUUGUACUUGUUGAUUUGGGGAGAAGCAAAUAAUGUCAGAUUCAUGCCCGAGUGUCUUUGUUUUAUCUUCAAGUGCGCUUUGGACUACUAUGAUAGCCACUUAGAAGAAGGCAAAAUCAACUUCUUGCAAGAGGUCAUCACUCCCAUCUACAAGUUUAUUAGAAAUCAGCAAUAUAAGAUGGUGGACGGGAAUUGGGUGAAAAACACCAGAGAUCAUGAUGCCAUUAUCGGCUAUGACGAUGUCAACCAAUUUUUUUGGUUUCCUGAAAACAUUAAACGAAUCAAGUUGGCAGAUGGCACCUUGUUAAUUGAUUGUCCAAGAAAUCUCCGGUUCUUGAACUUCAAAAUGGUGAUGUGGGGUUCUUGCCUUUACAAAACAUAUUUUGAAAAAAGAACAUGGUUACAUUUGUUGACAAAUUUCAGCAGAGUUUGGAUUAUUCACAUCUCCAUGUUUUGGUUUUACACCAGUUUCAACUCCCCUUCUUUGUACACCCACAACUAUGACCCUUUGACAGAUAAUAAGCCUGCUCCCCAAGUACAGUGGACAAUAGUUUCGCUUGGAGGAUCUAUUGCUUGUAUCAUAGCGUUUUUUGCAGUCAUAUUUGAGAUGGUAUUUGUUCCCCGACAAUGGCCUGGUUCUCAACACUUAUUUGGGAAAUUGGUGCUUCUACUACUUCUAACAAUGGUUAAUGUUGCUCCAAGUGUUUACAUUUUGGGAUUCUUACCUUAUGAUGCUUAUUCAGUUCACGGAAGAUGGGUCGGAAUCGGACAGUUUGUGAUCUCGAUCACUUCGGUGCUAUAUUUGUCCAUAAAACCACCACUGACAUACUUUGAGUCUAUUAUUAAGCCCAACACAGGCUUCAUUAAAGCCAAGAUUUUCACAUCCCUGUUCCCGAAGUUGAGUUCUAGAGGCCAAAAGUUUUCGGCUCUUUUGUGGUUGUCGGUUAUUCUCUUGAAAUCGUUUGAAUCAUACAUGUUCUUGACUUUAUCUUUGAGAGAUCCUAUCAGAGAGUUGUGGUCAAUGGAUUUAUCAAGGUGCCAUGGAGAUGUGAUUUUCCAGAGACUCUUGUGUGCGUACCACGCGAGAUUGCUUUUGGGUCUCCUUUUCAUCACCGAUUUGGUCUUAUUCUUUUUGGAUACCUACUUGUGGUACAUUAUCCUAAACUGUUUGUUUUCUAUUAUCUUGUCAUUUUCAUCAGGACUAUCAGUUUGCACCCCAUGGAGAAACAUAUUUCUAAGGUUGCCGGAAAGGAUUUGCAGCAAGUUGAUCAUUCUUAAUGGAGAUUCUAAAACGGAGACUACGCAGUUGGUUGCUCACAUCUGGAACAGUAUUAUCAUUUCAAUGUACAGGGAACACAUUUUGCCAUUGGAACAAGCCAAAAAGUUGAUCUAUGAAUUGACUGAUGAUGCAGAUAUUGGAUAUGGAGAGAAAAAUGUCUUGGUUAAAGCUCCUCUGUUCUUCAUAUUCCAAGGCGAUAAUAGUUUCAGCAUGAAGGACUAUAUAACAAUGGGAAAAGAGGCACAACGAAGGAUAAGCUUUUUUGCCCAGUCUUUAACCAGUCCGAUCUCUGAGCCAAUUCCAACCACCGCAAUACCAUCUUUCACGGUGCUCAUUCCACACUAUUCUGAGAAGAUUCUUUUAAGCUUGAAGGAAAUCAUCAAGGAAGAUAAAGGUUCAAAGGUAUCAAUAUUGGACUACUUGAAGUUGUUGAAUAAAUCUGACUGGAACGCCUUUGUGCAAGACACAAAGAUUUUAACCAAUAUUCCUGAUAGACCACCAACACCAGAAAGAAAGGAGAACCAUGCCGAUUUGCCUUACUACUAUAUUGGCUUCAAGGACUCCCUACCCGAGUAUACUCUUAGAACAAGAAUCUGGGCUUCCUUAAGAACCCAAACCUUAUACAGAACUGUGUCGGGGUUCAUUAACUAUGAAGCUGCCCUCAAAAUAUUGUUCAAGUCAGAAGAUGUGAAUUUUAAGUAUAAGAAUAACUUGUAUCCUGAAUUAGUCAAGGAUGAGCUUCACAGAUUUGCUGAGAGAAAGUUCAGGCUUUUGAUUUCACUUCAAAAAUACCAGAAGUUUAGUGUCGAGGAAAAGGAAAACGUCAAGUAUUUAGUGGAAGCAUUUCCCAAUAUUAAAAUCGCCUACAUCGAAGAAGAAUCUGAUCAAGAUACUAAUGAAACUACCUAUUACUCCACUUUGUUAGAUUUCACCAAAACAGACUCCAAUGGAAAUUUCAAGAAGAGGUUGAGAGUCCAACUCUCCGGUAACCCCAUUCUAGGUGAUGGGAAAUCAGAUAAUCAGAACCAAUCGAUAAUCUUCUACCGAGGCGAGUACAUUCAGGUAAUAGAUGCAAACCAAGAUAAUUACUUGGAGGAGUGCUUGAAGAUCAAAUCAGUAUUGGCAGAUUUUGAAGAAUAUAACUUGGAUAUCGAUGAAGAGUACAACCCCAACAUUUUCAAACCAACCAAAGAUCCUGUUGCAAUACUUGGGGCAAGAGAGUACAUUUUUUCCGAGAACAUCGGAGUGGUUGGAGAUGUUGCAGCAGCUAAGGAACAAACUUUUGGUACUUUGUUCGCCAGAACUCUCGCUGAAAUUGGUAGUAAGCUUCACUACGGACAUCCCGAUUUCUUGAAUGGAAUUUUCAUGACAACUAGGGGAGGAAUUUCCAAAGCUCAGAAAGGUUUGCACCUCAAUGAAGACAUCUAUGCUGGAAUGAUGGCAACCUGUCGAGGAGGAAGAAUAAAGCACUGUGACUACUAUCAGUGUGGGAAAGGCCGUGAUUUGGGGUUUAAUACUGUACUUAACUUUACCGUCAAAAUCGGUGCUGGAAUGGGAGAACAAAUACUUUCAAGAGAGCAUUUCUAUAUGGGAACUUCCUUACCCAUAGAUCGAUUCUUAUCUUUUUACUAUGCACAUGCCGGAUUUCACCUCAAUAACUUGUUCAUAUCCUUGUCGGUGCUGUUAUUUAUGUUGGUGUUGCUCAAUCUUGGUGCUUUGAAACACGAAACCAUAAUCUGCAGCUAUGGCCCCCACAACCCAACAACCGAUAUCAGACAGCCUCUUGGAUGCUACAACAUCCAAACAGUGCUCAAUUGGGUUACCAGGUUUGUGUUGUCUGUGUUUAUCUGUUUCUUCAUAUCGUUCUUGCCAUUAUUGUUUCAAGAGUUAAUUGAAAAGGGAGUUCUCAGGGCAGUUUCAAGAAUAUUCUUCCACUUUAUUUCCCUAUCACCAAUAUUCGAAGUGUUUGUGUGCCAGAUUUAUGCUAAAUCCCUUGAAGAUAACAUUACAUAUGGAACUGCCAAGUAUAUUGCAACUGGUAGAGGGUUUGCAACUGUUCGACAGCCAUUUACGUCAUUAUUCUCAAGGUACUCGUCGCUCUCGUUGUAUAAGGGUUCGACAUUCUUUUUGACUGUCUUGUUCUCUUGUAUCACCAUGUGGCAGCCUUCUCUUCUUUGGUUCUUCAUCAGUUUCAUCUCCAUGUGCCUUGCACCCAUACUUUUCAAUCCUCACCAGUUUUCAUUUGCCAAAUUCUUCUUGGACUAUCGAGAGCUCAUGAGAUGGUUCUCCAGAGGAAACUACAAAUGGCACAACUCUUCUUGGUAUGGUUACCAGAAAGUUCAACGGUCCAAGGUCUUGGGAUACAAGAAAACAGUUAUAAGUACUUAUGGGCGUAAUGUCACCGAUAAUCGAAAGAGAACCUCAAAACUUCACCAAUUUAGCAGCCAGGUGCUUCUUCCAUUUAUUCCAUUAUUUUUCAACUUGACUGCAUUCAUGUUUAUGAAUGCCCAAACAGGGGUACGGAGACCAAAGGAAGUGAACCCCCUUAUAAGAAUUGUCUUGGUGGCAUUACUACCAUUGAUGUCUAAUGUUGUAGUUUUAGCACUUGGGUUUGCGCUCUCGUGCAUCUUAGGUUCCAUUUUCCGGUUCAGAAAGUUCUCCAGUACUAUGGCAGCUAUAGGCCACGGAAUCGCCCUGGUAAUUACCAUGGUCACCUUUGAGGUUCUCCUUUAUCUAGAGUCCUGGAACUUUUCACGAGCACUCUGCGGGUUCAUAUUGGUAAUAUCUAUUCACGGAAUGCUCAGAAACAUCCUCUUCCUUUUCCUCACCAAAGAACUCAAAGACGACACCGCCAACCAUUCCUGGUGGUCUGGAAGGUGGUUCAAUCAAGGCUUGAAACUUCUUGUGAUAACCCAGCCGGUGAGAGAGCUCCUGGUCAAACUAGUGGAAAUGAUGUCAUUCAGCUAUGACUUCUUACUUUGUCAGGGAAUUUUGUUUUGUGUGUUUCCACUUCUUUUCGUUCCUUUCAUCGAUAAGCUCCACACCAUUAUGUUAUUCUGGUCUGAAUACAACAAAAACAACUUCCGUUCUGCGAUUAUUUCAAAAAGGCUCCAACGAAAGAGACGGCGGAUUGUGAUACUUCAUUUUAUUCUUUUCACCACUAUGUUAGUCAUUUUCAUUGGCCUCGCUACGGGACCCGUAUUCGCGUCAAGGUACAUCCCCGAGCUAAAGGAGGUAUCGGUAUUCCCGGUACCAGACGUCUUCCAUAAACUAGUGCAGCCUAAUCAUCAGAACCACAAUGACACGGGUCCUGAAGCUCCACCAACCGUUCUUCGUGAAAGGCCCGAAAUGUCGUCGAUGAAAUCUGUGUUUUAGCAGCCAUUAUUUUUCGCGCUCCAGAAAACGUAAACAAAAAAAUAGCAUUGUGAUCUGAUACCCCGUAUGAAUAAACGUACCAUUCGC